Molecule: messenger RNA, 802 nt
Organism: Charadrius vociferus (killdeer)
Lineage: Eukaryota; Metazoa; Chordata; Aves; Charadriiformes; Charadriidae
Gene: GGCT
Product: gamma-glutamylcyclotransferase
Exons: 4
Coding region: 1-504 (167 amino acids)
Molecular function (GO): gamma-glutamylcyclotransferase activity
Source: RefSeq, a predicted model, not a curated record
AUGGCGUGGCGGUCGGGGACCGUUGUCGGGGCUGCUCUUCGCCGAAGAAGUGUUGGCAUUAGUCCCACCUCUGAUUUUAAGCUCGAGUUUGGCCAUCAUCAAGGCAGGACAAGUUCUGUCUGGCAUGGAGGUACAGCCACCAUUGUUCAGAGCCCUGGAGACGAAGUAUGGGGAAUAGUGUGGAAAAUGAACGCUAGCAAUUUAAGUUCACUGGAUAAGCAAGAGGGAGUUGAAGAUGGCAUUUAUGUCCCAAUAGAAGUUAAUGUCCACACUCAAGCAGGAAAGGUACUUACCUGUCGAAGCUACCAGAUGAAGGACUAUGUCUGUGGUCCCCCUUCUCCUCAGUAUAAAAAGGUUAUCUGCAUGGGUGCAGAACAGAAUGGCUUGCCAACUGAAUAUCAGAAGAAAUUAGAAGCUAUUGAAGCGAAUAAUUAUGCAGGACCAGUGCCAAUCAUGGAAGAGAUUGAAGCUGCUAUCAAAGCAAAGAAAAUAAAUUCUUCAUAGAAUACCUCUGCACUUGCUUGGCCGUUCACCCUGAUUUACAUACCUCUCCUCACUGUGCUGAUCAGCAGUUUCUUUAUUUAUCAAGAAAAGAUGAGUUUGCUGUGCAUCUACAGUAAGCCAUUAGACAUAAUUUGCAGUCUGAAGACACAUUGACAAUGGUAACUUCUUCACAUUGUAUGUAUAGCUUGAGUACAUGCUGAAGUUUUUGCAGAUUUAUAAAUUAUCUUUCUGUAAUUGUCGUGCAGUGCUGCAUGCAAAUUUGUGCUUCGUUUACUGACCUUUUUAAAAGAAAAAGGCC